AUAGCAAAGAAAAUUAAAAAUGCAUGCCAUGAAAGAGUUCGGGUCUUAGGAGGUUAAAUGAUCCAGAGAAGGCUCGGGAGAAAGUGCUGUGGCCAGAUGAAACCAAAAUCGAACUCUCUGGCAUCAUCUUGAGCCGGAAGAGAAAUAUGUACGAUCCAAAGAACACCAUCAGCACAGUCACUUGAUCUCCAUGUUUUUAAUUUAGCUGCUGUUGACUUCAGUUCUUGUUUUGAUCUACUGUGAUCAUAAGCUCAUGUAACUUCCUUCUCCACCUACAAUUAAGGCGGUGGUCUGACAGACCGUCAGAACCUCUAACUUGAGGGUGUUACAGAAAUGAGUAACGGGCCCUUGGCUGAUAGGCCACUCCUCUGCUAAGUUGAUUGACAUAAAGACUUCUUUUCAAUGGGUUAACUAUCGAAUGUUAUGAUUUUCUAGGUGGUGCAGUUCACCAAGAACUUCAAGCUUCAGUUCUUUCUGAGUGAAAUUCUAAUAUUUUAUUAGUAGCUAUUACUUUGCGAUAAAUCUGUGCAAUGCACCAAUAACAUUUACAGGAUGAAGCUGUUGGACCAAGCUAAAUGCUGUUAGCUUGUUAGCCAAAUAAGACUUAACUUCUAGCUCAAAAUAUUCAACAUGACUGUGGUAAAAAUGUGAAUGUUUAAUCUUCAAAAUGUGCAAAACCAAUUCAAAAUAGGACUGCACACUAACAAACUGAUGGUAGAUGCCAUAAUUUCCUCAGAUAAAUAUGAAGCGGGGAAACGGGCUAGCUGAUUAGCAUGAACUGAACUUUCAAAAUGAGAAUGAAGGGAAGCUGCCUUUGCUUCCAGUAAACCUUUCUACAUUUGGUUGAGUUGACCCUUUUAACUUUAGAAAACUGAACUCUGACAACAUGAAAAAGUUGGAAAGUUUAACCUCAAGACAUAAUUACCCAACGCUGUAGCCAGUACCCUCUCUAACACGUAGCAUGGAGCCUGUCUUGAUACGCUGCCAGACUUUUCCAGAUGGGAUAAAAGACGGUCUGAGUCACUCACAACAUUUGCAUAGUGUAUCUCAACGUGCUGCCAGAAACGGGUACACAAAACUUCAAAUGCGGUUGAUGCCGCUUCACAAACAAGCCGCGACUCAAAUCAGUGCGUCAGCGCCGAAAUGACAUCCGAAGGUAUUACUGCGUCCUAAGUGCUCGUAAAAACAAUAAACACGCAUGUCUAAAUAGCACAGCUGGAGAGACGGUCUAAUCACUCGGAGUCACUGCGACACAAACGAGCGCGGUGGCGUCGUUAAAAACCUUAGCAAGUGGGGAGAUAGAGUUGUAGCAGUCAUUAAGGGCAGCACUGCUCUCUGCAAUUCUGGCUUAUCUACUGCAAGGUGGAGGCACGGGGAGGGUAUUUCUGCUCGGGGCUCAUGUGCAAAGCUGAGAUACAGAACAAGAGGGAAGUGGAGGGAGAGAGAGGGAGAGCUAGAGCUGGUUCAUUUGCAGCUCGUCCCUGUAGACUGUGGAAAGGAUUAUACUCACAGAGAGAGAGAGAGAGGGAGAGAUGCACAGGCUCUGUCUUAGCACACACUGAGUACCCAGCCUCCAAUCUUCUACACUGCACUGUGCACUCUCCCCAUCUCCUCAACAGCACUCACUUCUCUCUCUUUGCUCCAUCACACACACACACACAUAUAUACACACACACAGCACACACACGUGCAGACACAAACCCACCAGUGCCAUGUAGCCUCGGCCAGAGGGGGACACCAACCUGCACAGGACCACGAGCCAGGUCGAGAGAAGAGAAAGGGUCCCAUGAUCUCUGCCGGCGAUGCCGAGUUCCCCCGGGAUUACCACACCCUGGCUGCCACUGGUGGCCGCGGGGCCCGACGGUUCCCCGACAACAGCAACGGGGGCUUCACGUCGUCCUCGCUGGACCGCCGGCACAACUCUGUGGCUGCCAAGAGCCUGGAGGCCCUGAACAGCAUCCACAAGGCUGACAUAGAGCGUCAGCGAGACGCCAUCAUGGACCUCCAGAAAAACAAGUUCUCCAACAGCCCCAGCAGCAUGUCACAGGGCUCCCCCGCUGCGGGCCGACAGCAACAACCAAACUACUGGAGCUUCAAGACUCGCACGCCACGUGUGACACGACUCAGCCCGACACAGCCAGCUCUCGCCGACCAGGCCAGCAGGGUAUCCUUCGCGUCAGCCGAAAAUCUGGAGAGCAUGUCAGACCCUGAUAUUCCCAUCGGCUUCAACAGGAUGAACCGGCUCCGCCAGAGCCUGCCGCUGGCCCGCUCGUCCAGCCAGGCCAAGCUGCGGGCGCCAGGGAUCUUGUUCCUCCAGCUUGGGGAGGAGACUCGCAGGGUUCACCUGACCCACGAGCUGACCAGCCUGGACACUCUGAGGGCCCUCAUCGUGCACAUGUUCCCCCAAAGGCUCACCAUGGCCAUGCUCAGGUCUCCCAGCACGGCUCUGUUGAUUAAAGAUGAGACCCGUAAUGUCUUCUAUGAGCUGGAGGACCCACGGGACGUUCAGGACCGCUGCGUAAUUAAGAUUUACUGCAAAGAGCCCAUCUACAGCACCUACCCUGGACAUCACAACCCACACCUGGCAAACGGAGACCUGCGGAGGGAGAUGGUGUAUGCACCCCAGGACUCUCCACCCAACCGCCGCCUGAGCAAUCCACCGAUGUCUUCCCAGCAUUCAUCUUCCUCUGCUUCCCCUCCCCAAGGCUCACCUUCCCGUGCUCGUCUACUUUACAGUGGCGGAAGGCCUUCGUCCUAUGCCGGGCCACACCACCACACCCACUCCCUGCCUCACCCUCACUCCCAGUCCCACCACUCCUCUCCCCACCAGCAGCCCCAGCUCCACCAGCCCCACCAGCCCCACCACCCCCAGCCGGCCUUCUGCGCCUCCUCCAGUGCCAUACUUGAGCGCAGGGACGUGAAGCCCGACGAUGAAAUGGGGGGAUCCAGAAGCAUGGUGCUGCUGAGGGGGGAUGAUCGUGGUGGGGGCGGGAUUUACGCAGACCCCUACACUCUGGGUCCAGAUCCAAGUCGGCUUAGCCUCGCAGGGGGUCCUCACUCUCCUUUGCCAGCAAGAGCCGACCCAUACGGCUCCUUAUACCGCCGUGGUGGAGGUGGGGGUGGUGGAGGUGCUGCAUCAGUGCGUUCACUCACCUCCUAUUCAGCAGCUGCACUACAAGGAGAACUGAUGGAAAACAGCGCUCUCUACAGGCCUGGAGGACCUCUUUAUAACGAUGCCUAUGCUGCGUCUCUGUUGGCCAUGGGGUUGCGGGUGCCUCCACCCUCCUCCCCGCAGAAGAUACCUGACAUGAGAGAUUCCUAUGGAGCAACCAUGCCCAAUCGGGGUUCUCCAGGGAGACAGAGUUUGCGAAGAGACUCUGUGACCUCUUCGGUGUUUGGGGAAAGUCCCAAAGCCCGGGGUCAGGGACCAGGACUGGGUCUCACCUCAGAGCAGCUGUGCCUGUUGGCUGGUGCCGGAGGGGAUGGAGGUGGACCUGGAAGCUUCGGCUCACCUCUGCUGGGGAAUGAGACAGAAACCAGGGAGCGUAUGGAGGCGAUGGAGAAGCAGAUAGCCAGCCUGACCGGGCUGCUGCAGAGAGUACUGAGCAAAGCGCCUGAGGCAGAAAGCCCGGAGAAGAUUGAGUCAGCCAGUGACUGCUCAGGAACUGACACUGGACGAACUAUAAAAAAGAAAGCUUUGACACCAUCUGCUCCUCUGGCCCUGAUGCCUCCUCCACCCUCGGGGCCCAACCAGCCUGUGACGGUGUCCCGCCUGCAGAUGCAGCUCCACCUACAAAGCCUGCAGCAGAACACCAACGCCCUGCGCAAACAGCUGUCACAGCUACGCAACAUGCAGCUGGAGAACCAGGACUCGGUGCUCGCCCUGCUGAGACAGACGGAGUCUGAACUGAGCCUCAUGAUGCUGGAUGCCAUGCGCACCCAGGAGGACCCGCUUCAGAGACAGCGCCUCCUAGUGGAGGAGGAGAGGCUCAAGUACCUAAACCAGGAGGAGCUGCUCAUCCAACAGCUGCACGACCUGGAGAAGUCUGUGGAGGAGCUCCAGAGGAACUCGUCCGUGAAUCACGGGCUCGUGACGGAGCAGGACGUGGAGCAGAAGAGCAAAGAGCUGAGGAUGCUGGGAGAGACACUCACUGAGCUAAAAACAGGUGAUCCAGACCAGUUCCCGAGCCUUCAGAGUAAGAUGCGCGUGGUGCUGAGGGUGGAGGUGGAGGCUGUGAAGUUCCUGAAAGAGGAGCCUCAUCGUCUGGAUGCCCUGCUGAAGCGCUGCAACACCAUGACGGAUGCUCUCAGCACGCUGCGCAGACAAGUCACCGAGGGGGUGUGGAAGAGCCCCGAGGACCUCUCCAGCCAACCGCAGAAACGAGCCGAUGACCUGAGUCGUACCUCUGAUCUCGACAUCCUGAACAGUCCUCCUCUCAGCCUCACCGAUCUCAGCACCAGCGCCGGCCUGGCCAACUGGAUGCCCGUGUCUGCCGGCGACGCGGACACCUCGGGCCCCGAGCAGGACAUCCAGCCUACGAUGACCUUUAGAAAUCGAGUUCUUGAUGAGCUGCCAAGCCGGCGUCCUCCUGAUAAGUCUGUGUCCGCCGAAGUGCGACUGGCGGCCGAGCGGGACUGGGAGGAGAAGCGUGCCAGCUUGACCCAGUUCAGCGCCCAGGACAUCAAUCGCUUGCUGGAAGAGACUCAGGCAGAGCUGAUGAAAGCCAUCCCCGACCUUGACUUCGCUGCCAGGCACAUAAACAAGCCGGCAGUGCCCCCAAAGCCCCAGAUCACCAUCCCAAUAACGUCCGCCGCAGCUACCUCUGCAGCUGGGACCACUGGGACCACAGCCACGACCUCCACCACUACAAACACCACACCCAGCGGGGACCAGCAGCCUGGAAAGGUGCAGCUGGCUGCCCAGAAGCUGAACAGCAUGGAGGGGGCUGGUUCGCAUCGAGGCUCAGUGGACCUCAACGUGGCCAAGUAUCGAACAGAAAAGCCCUCCAAGUCUCCUCCUCCGCCUCCACCUCGCCGAAGCUUCCCCUCCGCUCACGGCCUCACCACAAACCGUACUGGAGAAGUCAUCGUCACCUCCAAGAACCUGAAGAUGGAAGAAGAUGGUGACCUGCCAAAAACCCUCGUGAAACUGAGGCGGACCCCCUCCGAUGCCCCCCGACCUGCCUCGACACCUCCCGUGAUCGCAGCCUCGGCCGUACAAGAUGAAGACGACGAAGAGAAGAUUAUUGCCGAGCUGGAGAUAUUUCAGAGAAUGCCUGUAAAAGAUUGUAAUAAAGGGUACAGCAGCCCAGCAAAGGCCACCCCCACCUCUCCCUGCAUCAUGGGCAGAAAGUACAGCAGUAACUCUCCUGGCCCGAUGAAGGGACCCACCGUCGCCGCCCGGCUCAAACACCUCCAGCAAGGCAGCCUGGAGAGGCCCAAAACCCGCAGGCAAAAAGAGGAGAUCCCCAAAGUCCAGGGUCAGCAGCAGGUAUUCCACUUCUAAAAAGUCCACCUCUGAUGCUUCGUCUGCCUCUGCCUCUCCUCUCUGCUGUCACUCCAAAGGAAGUCCCGCUCCCUUCCUCGGUGACUUCUGCGAGAUGAAAACUGUAUAGGCCUGACCGGCAGACGACACGAGAUCAAACACAAACCAGUGGGGGAGAAUACUACAGAAACCUUGUUUUUUUUACCAGUUCUUGAUGUGUGUUUUGAGUUACUGGAUCUAACCUAGCUUGCUUAGAGGUCAAGUUUUUGUCGUGCGAGUACGUCAAUGUUUUGAUUUCCUGAGGAAGGUCUCGGUGCUUGUGACUGACUAAACUAGCUUUAUUAUGAUAGAUCUAUUCCGAUACAUCCUCUGCCUCCGUUGUGUGAAAUAAGCUUCAGUAAUGCCACGGAAAGACUUCAUAUCUCAGAGUCACAGAGAUGAUAUUUCACCCUGAUCCAACCAUGUUUUCUCUCACUGAAUCCUCCUCAUCUCUCAGUCUGUUCAUCCAGUAAUGACCACAUGCUGCUCUUUUUCUAUUACCCAUCAUUUAGACCUCAAGGUCAGCAGGCAGGGCUGCAGCAGGCGCUGAAAAACCUGAAGGGUUCACAGUCCAGCCGCUAGGCCAGUCCAUAACGCUAGCUUACUUGCCUUUUUUGAAAGCCAGGAUGCUAUGAUUAUUUUGCAAGACACCAAGCGCAGAACACAAGGCAUAAGGUCAGCAGAAGAUGGUGUGCAGGUUUCAGUUUAGUGUCUGCAGUAAGCAGAGUUAAAGUAGCACCCUUAGCAGUGAUGUUAAAACAAAGACGAAUCGAUGGAAAGAAUGGAAGCAAGGACCACAACCCAAACAGAUAAUGAAGAUGAGCUGAACGAGAAGCAGCGAGACAACAGGCUGCAAUUUGGGGAAGACCUUAGUGAGGAUCAGGGGCAACAGAUCCCCAAAGAAAGCCACCUUCCCCUGGAAGCAGUGAUUGAGCGUUUUGCAAAUUUUGAAAACUGUAGCAGUUGUAAAACUGGUAGAAGCGACCGUGACUUUGAAAAGGUUGUGUGGGAAGAUAUGUGACAGGAAGAGGAGUCUUUGGGGUGUCCUGCUAGUGAACUUCAGAUAAAUUAAUUCCAAUCAUUGAUCUGAAUAUAAAACGGGGUGUAAGGAAAGUUUCAGGAAAAACUUUUGAACUAAUGUCAAGUUCUCUAAAAGUUAUUUUCAUUUCAACGUCUAAAAAUUUAACUUAAAAUUCGAACUUUCUCGUUAGCUUCUAUCCAUAGACUGUAUAUAAAAGAUGGACAAACAUCAGUAAGAAGUCCUGUUUUGAAGCCUCGAGGUUAAUUUUUCACCGCUGUCAAUCUUGGCAUUUUAAAACCAGAUGGGACAACUCAGUAGCCAAUGAACACCCCCUACAUAAUCCUCCUUUCUGACUCUAAUAAUGACAAUAAUUUACAAAAUUAUUUACAAAACAGCCUUCAUGUUUAUUUAACUACACCUGAAAUGAUGAUUUAAUGAUCUGAAAGUGUUUUCUGAGAUCACAAGGCUGCUGUCCCAUAGUCUCCUAUCAAAGAUGAGUCACGUGAGUCUCCCCCUGCUGGCUGUUAGAAGAAUGCAGGUCUUUAUGUUGGCUUCACCUAUCAGACCUGAGCAUUCGGUCCAUCUUUUAUACUGCCUGUGGCUCUAUUGGUCAUGUGACCCAGUAACCAUCUGUCAUUUUAAUUACCACUGACACUAAAGGAAGUGGGGUUGAAUAUCAGCCACUUUUAUCAAUGACCGGUGGCGAGACAUGGUCGGGUAACGAGUUAAACUUUUCUUAACUUUGAAGCGAGCGACAGAGGCGAAAACUAACUGGAGAUGAACUAGAUAUACAGAAGCAACCGACUGUCAGCUGUAAAGCUGAGAGCAGGAUUUGUCAUUUUCAGUUAAUUAAGCUGCACGUUAUUUUCCCAAUUGAUAAUUUGUUUGAACCUUUUUAUUUGCUGUUGCUUUUGACCUUGAUAAACAGGUGAAUUAUUCUGUUUUAGCUCCAGUUGUGCUUGAAUUACAAAACCAGGCAUUUAUUUGCUUUAAAAAACUCUCUAACACUUCUUUCUUACCACAAACACAACCGUGACCUUCCUUUCCGCAAGACAAACUUGAGACUUGUCUUGGUUCCCUCAAAUACCCUUAACAGGCAAGUUUGAUAAGAAAAGGAGGCAUGAGAAGCCAAUAUUCAGGAUGGGGGAAACCUGGAGUAUGUCCGUGUGACAGAAAGAGCAGAACUGGGACGAUUUACAGUGCACACAUUCAGGAGUUAUCUGUAGAAAAUGCAGAUAAAGUAGAUUUUUUUGUGAGUUCCUGGUUGCGCAAAGACUAAAAAGUAAACCUUACAAAUUUUUUAUGGACUCCUGCAGUGUUUCAUUACUAAAGUGCUGUGAUGGCUUUGUACAAUUCCAAACUACUUAACCACGAUGUUUGUUGGCAAAUUAAACCUCCAGUUUAAUCACUUUUACACAGAAAGAGGCUUCUGAGCUAAUCCAGGCAUCUUGAAUAAAUAAAAAUGCCGCGUACGCUAGCACGCCUUUCGCAGCCGAUUCUGAAUCUGCCACAAAUUCCCAUCCGCUAUGUUGCCGUGCACCAGCACAGUACAAAGAGAGAAAUCGGUGAGUAAAUCAGCAGCUCGGUGUAAAACACGUCGCCUCCUCCUGAGCGUGUCUGUGCAAACGGGAGGUUAAAGUUGGCUGAUGAACCCUCAAGCACGGCCCUUUCGCUGCAGAGCUCCACUCGCUCUUAUCUGGUCCUGCAGGCGCUCCGGGCUGCCCCUGACCUGCUGAGCGUAACAGCCUUGACCCAUCCUUGGCUACGAUCCUUUUUGAGUAAAUACUGACAAUGAAAAUAAAAACGCAUCCAGCUGGUGCCUCUCAGUCAGGCAGGCAGCGGGUCACUGUCAAUCAUCCUCUCAUGUGUCAGCGCUGGUUUUGAUUAAUGAUUUUUCCAUGAGAUAUCCGUCAUUAACUCAAAGCAGCUCCUCCACAUGAGCCCAGAUAUCUUUAUAGACUUCGCUUUCAUGUAUGCGAGUAGGCCAGCGUCUUUAACAAUGCCUCAUAUUAGCAGUAACAGCCGUUCACAUGCGGCCAACAUGGCUGACCUCCAGUUGACACGCGAUGCCAUCUGGGCGCUCGUGGACGAAGAGGCCGUGAGGAUUAGUAUUCAGCUCCGGUGCCAUCUUGUACCGGUCUGAAUAUUAACUCACUUUUUUUUUGCACCUCAUUUCCCUUAUUGCUUUUUAAAAAUUCAUGAUUUUAUAACCACACAGCCUGAAAGCAAAUGGUCAAAUAAUGUACUGUAAUUUUUCUAUUACGCAGGCCGGAGCCAACGCACGGCUGAGAUAAUGUCAUCGAACGUGCUGUUAAUAUUAUGCACAAACAUGUUCUCUUAUCGCAUCCGGCUAAAUUAACUGUAGAGCAUCACUUGUAAUGGAAACGCUGGGAUAACAGCGUGGCUCAUCUGUGUCAUGUCAAUGUCAGCCUCUACUGUACAUACAACCAUGCGGCCAAAUGAAGCCUCGUGUAAACGAGUUAAUGUAAAGAGAAGGGAGGCAGUGAAGAGUAAAGAAUACACAACUGGGGGAGGCGGCAGCGAGUUUACUCACUGAAGCUAGGAGCUGGAAUUAGAAACCACCUCACAGGAAUGUUAAUGUUUUACCUUCUUCCUGUUGAUGGACAAAGAUGCUGUUCCAAACUCAGUGGCUGCCUCGCUCCUUUUGGCUUCUGCUCUACUUUAAAUUAAAUGAAAAUGGGUCAAAAUUGUGUUUCAAAUCUGCAGAAAUCUACAAAAAAAUGUGGUCAAAGCCAGAACGUAGGAACUAAAUUUGAACUUUGUUGUCUGUAAACUGAAGUCGCGAUCGCUCUUUCUGCCACGACUCGACAGACGCUUCUUUUCCUUCAGGAUCGGUGACCUGGAGCGAAGUCUGCCUUAUGACAAAUGAACAAAACCAAGGGUUCAGCUCUGCUUCUUACCAAAAAAUCUCUCACUGCUGCUGCUUUCACUCAUUCUUUAGGAAAAUGGCAGGGAACUCCUGCAGUAGCAGCUCCAUACCUGCUGACAUCAGUGGUUCCAGCUUGUUUUUCUUUUUUUGCUGCAGCCAGGUAUUUAGCAGCAGUAGCAGCACGAGGCUUUUAUUGGUGGACGUGCAUGAUACUAUAUUUGGUAUCAAGAUGAAAAAGGACUAACCUCAGCAAGGCCUCGGCCACCGCUGACAAAGUGUGGCCAGCCGUUUAUUCCCCCUACACGCAGCCGAUGAGGACGCCUGUUAGGGGGUCGUUCACGUGCUCAUAAAGCUGACUUUACAUCCUGUUACUGCUUCCCCAGCAGAAGCGAUUAUGCACAGAUAUGAUUCAGUAACAGUAACAAAGAGGAACUGAAGCAUGUAACUAUGGUUUAUCUCAAGCUUAUACUCCACUGGUCCAAAAAAAAAAGGUCACACAUUGAUACUUCAUUGGCCACCGUUAGCUCUGGCACACGUUCACUGUGGCAUCAUUGCAGUAAGCUUAUGCAAUGUCACAUUUAUUUCUGGGCUGCUGUCUUUUUUUGUUACUGCUGGGAGAGUCAGACCGCUGCGUAAAGCCUUCCCAGCACAUCCCAAAGAUUCUCAGUGGGGUUCAGGUUUGGACUCUGUGGGGUCCGAUCCAUGUGUGGAAAUGAUGUCUCAUUUUCCCUGAACCACUCUUUUUUACAAUCUGAGGCUGACGAAUCAUCUUGGAUAAGCCCAUGCCAUCAGGGAAGACAAACCUGGUCAUUCAGUGCAGGAUACCUCACAUAUUACUGAGUCAGACCCCUAAUCCAAUGGUGGGCUCCCACCCACAAUGCCCUGCCCCCAAGUAGUGAUUUUUUUGGGGGUUUUUUUUGCCAAACACUGAGCAAUUUACAUGACUUCAAAGCCACAUUAUAAGUUCGAGAGUAUUUGGCAAAUAUGGAAUUUUUGCACAUUAAAGAAAAUAAAACAGCAAAAUAAAGACAUCCAGAUGAAUCAAACUGUAGCCGACCUAACUAGCUUAGCAGCUCUCUGUAGCUGCGAUUACACCUUUUAAAAAGUGAAUCGAUGCUUAAAUCACAUAGUUAAAUCUAUUAAAGUCUAUAUUUUAUUAUAUUGGCUUACAUGUUAAUGUGAUGAGUGUUAAUAGUAUUCAGACAGAUGGAACCAAUUCCCCAUAAGCUGCAGUUGUAAAAUAAGGCUUAUUCUCUUGAAAAUUAAAAAGAACAAGACAGUUGAAAGAGCAGUUUGAAGAUGAAGUGUCCAUUUCUGCAGUUUUAGGUAGUCUGAAGGAUCUGCUGUUUGGAGGUAAAGUUAUGAAGGUGAAAAGGAGGAAAGUUAAACCGUUUUCCUCCCCACGCUGCUUCUGUUUUUGCUGCACUGCCGCUGUAGGCGGGUAAACUUCACAUGAUGCCCGCGUCUCCAUCAGCUGAACUGGUGUGAUGUUGCUCCGGGCAGACGAAUGCUUUUAGAUUCAGAGUGUCAGGCAUCGGGAUCUGCCAAAAUAAUGUGAAGCGAUGCAACAUAUUUGAUCUCUUCUUGACUAGAUUUACUCUUUUGCUUCACUGUUUUGGUUUUCUUGUGGUAUCGGCUGCUGUUUAGCAUUCUUCAGUUUGACGGAGAAGCUGCUGUGCUGCGUAGAGGAGGCGGUACGCUUUUAAAAAUCCCCUCCGGAGCCUGGGCGGUGCGUCUGUCUCUGCUCGUCCUUUUGUUCCCGAGAGCGCCUCAGAUGUACCUGUGUCCCCCCCGGGGCUCCAGGCAGCACCUUGUCACCACAAACAGUUUUCUUUUAUUGCUGAACUUAAGCUGUUGUCGAGUUGGAUUCUUCCCCCUUUGUACGCCCUGUUCCAACAAGGUUACAGACAAUACCAGCACUCACACGUUUUAUCCAACCAGCCUUUUAUUGGCCUAAACUGAUUUUUCCAUUUGCUGGUGUUUUCUUCCGUUGCACUGCAUUUGACCUCCCAGCGCAACCGUAGUUAGGUGUUUAAAGAAGUCAUAAAUUAACAGAGAAAGCAGAUUUAUCUCAAGCUUCUUCUUGCUGCCAGAUUAUGCCCCCCCGGUGGCAUCUUUUAUAUACAGUCUGUGGCCAAACGUUGAGAUAAUUCUAGAAAACACCAGAAGUCCUUUAAGUUUGCUGCUACUCAAGUACGCACCGAGUACCCAUCCAUCAGGUAAACAAGAGUCGCGACGGCGUUCUUGGCACAUGCAUCAAAUCUCUCUUUACACACCCAGUGCGGUAAACCAUCUCCAUCGUCAAUCUUCCUGAACGUAACUUGUUUGUCUUUCGGCCGGCCGAACAUUUGGAUGGACAGACCAUUUCGGGCUAUGUGUGGCUCAUAGAGGUGUAAUGGGAGGGAAAAUCUGUAGCCCACUCAUGUGCAGAGCCGUUCAUUAGCAGUGGCAGCAGAGGGGGCCGGGGGACGGCCCCCUCUGCUGGUUGUUUUUCCACUUGGUUUAUUUAUUUGGCACACAGAGGAGCUGCAGAGGCUGCUGCUGCUGCUGAAGGCGAGGUGUUUAAAGUGAGAGCAGGUCAGAAACAUAAAUGUUUUCUCAGGAACACCCCAGAGCCCCGGCUAAUACAGAGCUGUGGUCAGAGGAAAACUCGCUUCUGCUACACCUUAUCUUUCCUCCUCCUAUCGUUCCUUUCCUCUUCUCCUCUGCUUGUCUCCUUUUCUUUUUCCACUGUUCUACUCUCUUCAUUGUUUCCUUUCAUCCCUUUUUUCUUCGUCCAGUCGUUCCUAUCCUUAUCCAUCCCUUCGUUAUCUCCCUCAUGAUCUCUUCUCCUCUUUCCUUAUCUCCCCUUCGUAUCUCCUUCAUUUUUCAUUUCCUCAUUCCCACUCAUUUCUUCCUCUGCUUCCUCCUUCCAUUCCCAUUCUUCUCUCUGCUUUUCUUUUCUUCCAUCUUUUUUCAAUCUGUUUUAACCUGUUAUUCCAUCGGCCUCAUUCCCAUGUUUCCUUAUCCUUUCCUUCCUUUCCCUUCCUAUCUUUAUUCUCACUCGUGCCUUUCUCCCUUAUCUCUUCUUUUUGUUUCCUUUCUUAUCUCCUUUCCAUCCUUUUCUUUUAGAUUUCUCUCCCUCAUUCCUCAUUUGAUCUUGCCCUUCUUGUUUCCUCUAUUUUGUACUUCUCAUCUUUCCUUUUUUCUUGUCCCCACUUCCUCUUUCCUUGCCUUUUACAUCUCUUUCUUCCUCAUCUUCUUUCCUCAUCCCUGGUUACCUCUCCUUUUCUCCUCUCAAUGUUUCCUACUCUUGUCUCCCCUUGCUGUUUAUUCUCCUCUCCUUUUUUAGCUUCUCUGCUCAUCCUGUCUUCUUCCUCCCUGUCCUUCUUGUCUGAUGCAUUUGUUUCCUUGUGUCAUAAUCUCACUCCUCCUUUCCUUGUCACCCCUCGUCAUUUGUCGUCUUCUUGUUUUCUCUCCUCGUCUCCUUUUCAUCCUCCUUCCACUCCCGUUUCCUCUUCCUCCUGUCACUGCGUCACACACAGAAGAGGAAGAAGAGCUGAAUAAGGGAAGAUUUUCUGUCCCUCGUCUCUGACAGCAGCAGCUCUGUGAUCAUUUCUGCCCGUCUGCAGCCCAGCGACAGCUUCGCACUCUUCUCUCUAGUCUACCCACAAGCACGAGGGCUGUCACGCCGAUGCACCAAAAAACCUGACGUCCCCGGCGGCCAAUCACAUCGAAGCGGAAAGUAGUGGUAGCGCAGGAGGGGGACAGGGAGGGGGAAGGGGCGGUGGAGGAGAUCAUAAAUCAUGGAUGAUUUAACAGAAACUUGAAAUACAUUUGUCUGUUUGUAAAAUUUGAUUUCUGUCUUUUUUUCUUUUUUCCCUUCCCUUUCACCGCUUCUCGUUUCCAUUCUAAUUUUUUCUUCCUUUGCUCCCGAAUCUUCCCUCUCUGCUUGCUUUUUUGGGGCAGUGCUGAGCUUUUGUCACCGCUACAGCAGAAACGCCGCUCAUUGAUCUGGGCGAUCAUCAUCACCACAUCACCAUCAGUUUCGCUGACGUUUUCCCCUCGCUGCUUUUUCGCACAUCAUUUUGGUCCGUGAGCCAGUCUCCUUUCUUCCUCCUGUCUCUCCUUGCUUUGCCUUUUUUCAUUCUCUGUCUGCUUCUCAGGUCUCUCAGGCCUCAGCUGGACUAAUAACGUGAGGAGUGAGUACUCGGAUCGUUCUGGUUUUGGACUCCUAAAUCCUAGCUCAGACCUUGAAGGUGUGACAUUUUGUCAUUAGCGUAAUUUGUCUGACUCUCUCGGCUGCUGUAGAGGUCGUUUUCACAUUAAGGAGCCAAAUUAAAAGGGUAAAAUUUAUUCUGCACAUUUGGAGGUUUUUCCAUCGGCUCCAGACCUGCGUUGUGAAGCAGUGCGAGGAUUUCACCUCUAACAUGUAUGUCGCAAAUCCAUCUUUUACCAUAACUAACAGCUAAACACAAUACCUGUGUCCCAGCUUCGCACCGGCUCAGCUACCUUAAAAAAUAACUUUUACGCUCAGUAAAAAAAAUGCUGCUUUGGGGGAUUUUUGAACAAGAAUAUACAAACAAAGCUUAAAAAGACAGGGCAAAAAAACCUAAAAUUUGUGACUAUGCCGAAAUGUAUAUGAUAAGCAGUAACACAGCAACAGAACCAUAAAAAUGUCAGAGCUUUCAGUGAGGGAGGAUAGAUUUGGGUGCUUAGCUGGAGCUUGGAACGUCCACGAUGAGUGGCCAACAGUUAGCUACAAAGUGAUGCAUAACAAACAAACUUUUACUACUUUUUAAAACUUUUACUAUUUAACUAGUCAUGCAUACUGCGAGUUUUAUCCUCUCUAACCACGCCCCCUAUUCUAAGUCACACGCCCAGUGACUUUAGCCACUCCCACUCAUUCACUCCCAUUUGUAAAAUAAACAAUGCGAAAUAUUUGCAACUCCAGUCAAAAAUAAAAUGAUGAAAAUGAUGAUCAUUACUAAAAUAAACUCUCCUCUUCGCAGGUGUGUGAAAGUGUGAAACUGGGACACAGCGAAUCGUGUUACCUUUACAUUUGUCUGCAACACGUAUGUUGUCAGAGUUUAACCCGUUCCCAAAUCAGUGUGUUAUAAAAGUUUUAAUGAAUGUGACAAGUCGAGUUUGGAUUAAAGCGCAGAAAUGCAGCGAGCUGAGACGAAAGGUUUCAUGUAAACCGAAUCUGAAGUGACAAGAUAAAUAAUCCUGCGCGCACCCGGUGCUCGACGCGGUGUGUGACAUCUUGCUGGAGGGAAAUCUGACACUGACUGUGUAUUUAUACCACCGGCACACAGUAAAUUACAAGCAGACAUUUUAUUAUAUAGUUAAUACAUUUAUGGAAUGUAUUAGUAGUGUCAGAAAUAGCAUUAAAAGCUAGCACGCAGUUAAAGUAUAACCUAAACCACUUCAGCUAUAUUGUAUGUAUAUUAACAAUCAUUUAGUUUAAAUUUGGGAGAGAACAUGUAAAAAGAAAAAAGUGUCAUCUAUGUUUUAUAUAAUCAAGCUUUUUUUGUAUUUUUAUACUUGAAGAGGAUUCAUACGCACGUUUAACACAUUUAUUCUGUAAAUUUUUAUUUUUCUGCGUUAAAGAUUUCUUUAUUUUUUCUGCUAACCAUGAAACAAACCAUUAACACAUUGUAUCGUAGAGACCAGGAGAGGCGCCAGAUGCUCGCGGCGGGCAGGAACAUGUAUAGAAAGCACAUGAAACAAUCACCUCUCUGAUAGGAUGGCCUCAUUUUGUAGCUGUUUUCCUCUACUAUAACCAAUAGUGUGUGUACACUACACAGAUGAUACAAUUCAAACUGUUUAUCGAUGGUUUCUUGAUGAAUGUGUGAUUGUUCAAACCAUUUGUGGGUGUUCAAAUCAUGUAUAUAAACCCAGAUAAUAUAUAACAAAAUGGAUUUUAUGUGAAACUUUUAUAGAAGGAAUUAAAAAAAGAGGAAAAAACUCUCCAAAAUGGCAUGCAUACUGUAUACAUUCCUGGAAAUCUGCACGCUGGGUCAACAGAGGUCUCAUUUUCUUGUCAGAAAUUCUGUGUAUACUUGUGAGUGUAUGAUAGAGUAAAACAAAAAUUGUACAGUUACAUAGAUUUUUGUAUUAUGUUCCAAAUGGCAAAGUAAAGCCCCCAGAGAAAAAAAAAAGAAAAGAAAAAACACGACUAUUAUACCUUCAGAGAAAUGAACGAUAUUGUAUAUCAACUAAAUGAUGAGUGGUGCUUGCUGUGUGGGGUAAGUGUUGUUUGUGAAUCGUGAAGAAGAAUGAUAAACUACUACAAAGUCAGUAUAACUAAAGACCAACUAAACAGUGCAAAAACACUGCGCAACUUUGUGUGUGGAAGCUAAAAGUUGCUGCUUCGUGUGAGAAAAACCAACCGAAUGAAAAAGGUUGCUGCUUUUGUACAUCCUGUUGUGUUUUUGUGACAAUAAAGGUGACCCUCUUAUAAA
Molecule: messenger RNA, 15881 nt
Organism: Haplochromis burtoni (Burton's mouthbrooder)
Lineage: Eukaryota; Metazoa; Chordata; Actinopteri; Cichliformes; Cichlidae
Product: SRC kinase signaling inhibitor 1
Exons: 21
Coding region: 1787-5506 (1239 amino acids)
Biological process (GO): regulation of dendritic spine morphogenesis
Cellular component (GO): postsynaptic density; actin cytoskeleton; cytoplasm
Source: RefSeq, a predicted model, not a curated record